Brugia malayi is the source of this 1092-nucleotide messenger RNA. RefSeq lists its product as uncharacterized. NCBI's taxonomy places the organism in Eukaryota, Metazoa, Nematoda, Chromadorea, Rhabditida, Onchocercidae. Gene Ontology annotation, molecular function: UDP-galactose transmembrane transporter activity. The transcript is spliced from 6 exons. Gene Ontology annotation, biological process: pyrimidine nucleotide-sugar transmembrane transport. The coding region runs from base 1 to 1092 and encodes 363 amino acids. The record is from RefSeq and is a predicted model, not a curated record. Gene Ontology annotation, cellular component: Golgi membrane.
AUGACUGAAAAAGAUAAUGAAGUAUUGGCUGAUCACAAUCAACAUUUAGUCAAGAAAUUCUACCCUAUGAACAUUUCUGUGGUACGAAAGCGUACGGAAAGUCAGGGAAUAAUCCUACAGUUAAGUGCUUUGAUAUGGUUAACCUUACAAAAUUCAUCACAUACAUUACUGUUGCGGUAUUCGAGAGUGCGAGUUGUCGAGAAGGUGUUUCUUCCCUCAGUUGCUGUAUUUUACACUGAGCUUCUCAAAUUAAUCAUUUGCCUGCUUUUCAUCAUUUAUGAAGAAAAGAGCGUAUGCAGGUUAUUUAACUUCAUCCUUAAAGUUUCGGUUCCUUCGAGAGUCAAAAAUUUCCCAUGCAGUAUGUUGAAUCUUGUGAAGCGACAAGUAUUUUAUAAUUUGAAAGAUACUUUCAAAGUCUGCAUUCCUGCAGUGAUCUACAUUAUACAAAAUAAUCUGUUUUAUUUGGCAGCAUCUCAUCUGGAAGCAGUAACAUAUAUGGUGACUGCACAGUUGAAAAUUUUUACAACAGCAAUAUUUGCAGUAAUUAUGUUGAAAAGAACCAUUACUAGAAAGCAAUGGCUAUCGCUUGGUGUUCUUUUUGUUGGUGUAUGUCUUGUUCAGUUAGACCAACAAGGAACAAAGAAGACCUUUUUCAGUGAUCCUUAUUUAGGAUUUUUGGCUUCUGUUUCUGCAUGCGUUCUUUCCGGUUUUGCAGGAAUAUAUUUCGAAAAGAUUUUAAAUACCAGUCCAUCUGUAUCGGUAUGGAUACGUAAUGUGCAGUUGGCAUUGUUUGGAAUACCUUCAAGUUUCAUUGCUUCUUUUAUGAAGGAUCAUGAAACAAUUUUUAAUGAAGGUAUGCUAUAUGGUUUUGAUAUGCUAGUUUGGGUUGUUGUUUUCUGGUAUUGCAUUGGUGGUUUAUCCGUUGCAGUAUGUAUUAAAUAUUCUGGCAAUAUAGCGAAAAAUUUUGCAACAUCGGCUGCUAUAAUUAUUAGUAUGGUAGCGUCAAUAUAUCUUUUCGACUUCAUUCCUAAUCCAUUAUUUUUACUUGGAACCGGAUUGGUUAUCACCAGUAUCUUCCUAUAUUCUUCUUGA